AUGGGGAUAAACAAUUUAGAAAAGAUAGUUUCACCCUUGGUGAAGAAAGGACUCGAGUCUGUUUUGCUGUUUGGAGUUCUCUCAAGGCUAAAUAAGACAGAUGAUGCUUGUAAUGCAGACAGUGAAGAUAACCCUGCGAUCUUAGCAAUAAAGAAGAUAUCAUCCUUGUUUCCUGACCUACUGAUCUGCUGCGAUGUUUGUAUUUGUCCAUAUGCAACUCAUGGCCACUGUGGUAUCCUAAAUGAGGAUGGUUCCAUCAACAAUGCAGCAAGUAUCAAAAGGAUUGCUGAAAUAUCUUUGUCCUAUGCCAAGGCAGGAAAGGGAUGUCAGGGAAGGAGCAGAUUUUCUUAUGGUCAAACCUGGGAUGGCUUACCUUGAUAUUGUGAGGCAAACUAAGGAUAAGUUCCCUGAUUUGCCACUGGCAAUUUACCAGGUGUCAGGGGAAUUUGCAAUGUUGUAUCAUGGAAGUAAGGCAGGAGCAUUUGACUUAAAGAAAAUUGUUCUAGAAUGCUUAACCUCUAUGAGAAGGGCAGGUGCUGACAUCAUCAUAACAUAUUUUGUUCCACAACUAUUGGACUGGCUGAAUGAAAACAACUGAUCACCAUGUUCUCCUUUUCAGGCCAUAAUUGCUGUUUAACACUCUUUCUUAACUGUAUUAUUAUCACAUCC
Molecule: messenger RNA, 669 nt
Organism: Pocillopora damicornis (cauliflower coral)
Lineage: Eukaryota; Metazoa; Cnidaria; Anthozoa; Scleractinia; Pocilloporidae
Product: delta-aminolevulinic acid dehydratase
Biological process (GO): heme biosynthetic process
Cellular component (GO): cytosol
Molecular function (GO): porphobilinogen synthase activity; zinc ion binding
Source: RefSeq, a predicted model, not a curated record